Pyricularia grisea is the source of this 216-nucleotide messenger RNA. RefSeq lists its product as uncharacterized. The transcript has 2 exons. The annotation marks the transcript as partial. The record is from RefSeq and is a predicted model, not a curated record. NCBI's taxonomy places the organism in Eukaryota, Fungi, Ascomycota, Sordariomycetes, Magnaporthales, Pyriculariaceae.
GGACGGCUGUCCAUUUUGGGCUUCAUAAAGCCAAAUGACUGGGUUAGCGAUGCUAGUUUAGGUAACAUGGUCUGGAUGCCUACCUACUUCGUACAUAAUGCACAUACCAGACCUGGCAACUGGCCUUCUGGGUUUUACCACCCAGACGUGGCCUCCAUUUCUUCACCUGAAACCAAAACAGACAUUGCCGGAAUCCGAGUCCUAGCUAGGAAGGCA